Messenger RNA from Symbiodinium sp. CCMP2592, 486 nucleotides. Lineage: Eukaryota; Dinophyceae; Suessiales; Symbiodiniaceae. The record is from the annotation of a GenBank genome assembly.
AUGCACUGCCGUGGGGUCCGGGCGAGGUUCGAUCUAACAGACCUGCCAGCAGAAGAGGCUUUGUUGUGGCAGAGCCGUACCAGAUUCGGUGGCAUUGCACAAGACUGGACAACCUACCCUCGAGAAGCUCAGGCACGGCUGAAUCGGGCGCAUGUGCGUGGGGAUGAGACUGUCGAGCUAUGCUUCGGUAGUUCUCGAUUCCGUGUGGAUUUGAUGAAAAAGAAGCAGUACAAUACAGCGGACAUCACCAAGGUCAGAGAUGUCCGACUUGCUAGCGUGCAGCCGAAGAUGUGGCUUCUCAUUUCAAAGCGUGAAGAAGCACAUUGGGUCGCACUGGAUGAGGCAAAUUGCAAGGACAUCGAAGAAGGCCUUGGUGAGCGACACCUCUGCCACGACGCCGUGCUUUUUGAAAUCUUGAAUCGUCGGCUGGGCAGAGGCAGCGUGCCUACGACUCUCUCUAUGAGGAUGCAUUCCGGGGCCUUCUAG